GGCGGGGGGUGUGGCGGCUGCAGAGAGGCGGCGGCGCCGUGCCGGCCAUGGCGGAGAAGGUGGUGAUUCGGCCGUGCCGAGCCGAGGACUGCCGGCAGGUGGUGCGCCUCAUUCGGGAACUGGCAGAGUUUGAGAACCUGUCUGAGCAGGUAAAAAUCAGUGACCAAGAUCUUUGUGAAGAUGGAUUUGGCCAGGACCCCUUCUACAAAUGCUUGGUGGCCGAGGUGCCCCCAGAGUGCCACAGUCAAGAGGGCCACACAGUCGUCGGCUACGGCCUUUAUUUCUUCACUUACAGCACCUGGAAAGGAAGGAAUAUUUACAUGGAAGAUCUCUACGUGAUGCCAGAAUUUCGGGGAAAAGGGAUCGGGAAGAAGCUGAUGAGCUCAAUUGCCCAGGUUGGCUUGGAGCAGGGCUGCUCCCAGAUGAGGUUCGCGGCGCUGGACUGGAACCGCUCGGCCAUUGACUUCUACCUCCGCCAAGGGGCCGUGGACCUGACCGCCACGGAGGGCUGGCACUUCUUCCGCUUUGAGGGAGACGCUAUGCGGGGGCUAGCCCGGGGGGAGUCGGGGUCGGACCAAGUCCCUGCACCGGUGUGAAGGGUGGCGGGGCAGCGAUCUCUACACUGAGCGGGCGGGUCAGGAAGUUCCCCUUCCCCAGGUCUCCCCUGGAGGAGCCCUGGAGCUCCUUAAUCCUGUGGGAGUCCGGUGGGGUGGAGGGAGGAGCCCCCCUUUCACCAAGGCCUUGUGAACUGGCUCUCGCGUAGAAAUUAAAACACAAAUGA
Gekko japonicus is the source of this 781-nucleotide messenger RNA. RefSeq names its product diamine acetyltransferase 2-like. The transcript has 6 exons. Bases 48 to 596 code for a protein of 182 amino acids. Lineage: Eukaryota; Metazoa; Chordata; Lepidosauria; Squamata; Gekkonidae. Gene Ontology annotation, molecular function: N-acetyltransferase activity. The record is from RefSeq and is a predicted model, not a curated record.